This is a messenger RNA of Trichomycterus rosablanca, 1744 nucleotides long. RefSeq names its product tyrosinase-like. Lineage: Eukaryota; Metazoa; Chordata; Actinopteri; Siluriformes; Trichomycteridae. Bases 1 to 1614 code for a protein of 537 amino acids. The transcript is spliced from 5 exons. Gene Ontology annotation, biological process: melanin biosynthetic process; pigmentation. The record is from RefSeq and is a predicted model, not a curated record. Gene Ontology annotation, molecular function: tyrosinase activity.
AUGGCCUCGCUGGUUCUGAUCAUCUUUUUCCUGCAGAUGUUGAAGCCCACACGGCAGCAGAUUCCCCGACAAUGCGCCACCACUGAGGCUCUGAGCUCUAAGCAGUGCUGCCCGGUUUGGGGAGGAGACGGAUCAGCAUGCGGGUCUCUCUCAGGUCGGGGAAUCUGCCAAGACGUAUCAGUGUCCGAGCAGCCCCAUGGUCCACAGUACCCGUUCAGUGGAGUGGAUGACAGGGAGAGAUGGCCUCUUACUUUUUUUAACCGGACCUGUCGAUGUCUGAGGAACUUCAUGGGCCCGGAUUGCGGCGAUUGCGCGUUUGGUUACUUCGGCUCCAAUUGCGCACAAAGACGCGAGUCGGUCAGGAGAAGCGUUUUCCAACUUUCAGCAUCCGAGAGGCAAAAGUUAAUUUCCUACCUUAACCUGGCUAAAAACACCAUCAGCCAGGAUUAUGUGAUCAUCACAGGUACAUAUGAUCAGAUGAUCAACUCCUCUGAGCUGAUGUUUAGGAACAUCUCCGUCUACGAUCUGUUCGUAUGGAUGCAUUACUAUGUGUCCCGACCAGCUCUCCUAGGAGGGGAGAAUAAUAUCUGGCCGCAGGUGGAUUUUGGGCACUGGGCACCAGCCUUCUUACCCUGGCACAGAGUGUUCCUACUUCGCUGGGAACAUGAGAUCAGGAAACUAACAGGGGACUUCAGCUUCACUAUUCCAUACUGGGACUGGAGGGACUCGCAGGACUGUGAGGUUUGUACAGACGAACUGGUGGGAGGACGAAGCCGAUUUAACCCGAACCUCAUCAGCCCAUCAUCCGUCUUCUCCUCCUGGAAGGUCAUUUGCUCCAGGGAACCAGAAUACAGUUUGAGAGGUGUGCUGUGUGAUGGCACAGAGGAAGGACCCAUACUGCGCAACCCUGGAAACCAUGACCGGAACCUGAUAGACGGGCUGCCCACAUCUGCCGAAGUGGAAUUCACUGUUAGUCUGUCCCAGUAUGACACUGGAUCAAUGGAUACCACGGCCAACAUGAGCUUCAGGAACACGCUGGAGGGUUUUGGAAAUCCACACACAGGCAUCGGAAACGCUGGCAAGUUUGGCAUGCAUGCAUCGCUGCACGUUUUUAUGAAUGGCACCAUGACCUCAGUGCAGGGUUCAGCCAAUGAUCCUGUUUUCAUUCUACAUCAUGCUUUUGUAGACAGCAUCUACGAGCAAUGGCUGAGGAGGCACCAACCAGAAAAGUCUCACUACCCCACAGCAAAUGCCCCCAUCGGCCACAACAGUGAAUAUUACAUGGCGCCCUUCAUGCCUCUUUACCAGAACAGAGACUUCUUCACGUCAAGCAAAGACAUGGGCUAUGAAUACUUUUACCUCCAAGAUCCUGGUCAGCGCUUACUGGAUGACACGUUAUCGUAUCUGAGGGAAGCACGGGAGAUCUGGCCAUGGCUCCUUGGCGCUGCCAUUCUGGGUGCACUUUGUGUUGUGCUUUUAGCCGUAGUGCCAACUAAAGUGUACAGAUCGUGGUUAAAGAGGAGAAAGUCAGUGAGCUCUGAGUACCAGCCUCUCAUGGUCAGCAGCGACCCUUCUGAGGGAUCUUCGUCCUCUUACAGAACCAUGAUGGCAUGAAGGUGGUGUCCACCAGGGGGAGACAGUUUCCAUACAAAGUCGUUAAGCUGGCUAACCUUGUAUGCGAAUUAUGUAUGAUGUGCUAAAGCUGGCUAUGUGGAAAAUGGCCUUUUUACAAAAAUAAAAUAUA